This is a messenger RNA of Chelmon rostratus (copperband butterflyfish), 1761 nucleotides long. Its product is annotated as prostaglandin G/H synthase 1-like. The record is from RefSeq and is a predicted model, not a curated record. The coding region runs from base 205 to 1761 and encodes 518 amino acids. Gene Ontology annotation, molecular function: oxidoreductase activity, acting on single donors with incorporation of molecular oxygen, incorporation of two atoms of oxygen; prostaglandin-endoperoxide synthase activity; heme binding. Gene Ontology annotation, biological process: response to oxidative stress; cyclooxygenase pathway. NCBI's taxonomy places the organism in Eukaryota, Metazoa, Chordata, Actinopteri, Chaetodontiformes, Chaetodontidae. Gene Ontology annotation, cellular component: cytoplasm; neuron projection. The transcript has 10 exons.
UGGGUGUUUGCCCUCCUGUUGCUGCUGAGGAGUUCAACAUGCGCAGGUGACUUCAGUGUGGUGAAUCCCUGUUGCUACUACCCUUGUCAGAACUCAGGAGUCUGUGUGAGAUUUGAUGCAGAUCGCUAUGAAUGUGACUGCACAGGCACUGGCUUCCAUGGUGAAAACUGCUCUGUUCCGGAGUUCUGGACCAGAGUUGGCCUCAUGCUGAAACCCAACCCGAGCGUCGUUGACUUCUUCCUCACCCACUUCAACUGGUUCUGGGACUUUGUAAACAACUCUUUCCUGAGAGACAUGCUGAUGGAGGUGGUGCUCAAAGUCGGAACAAACCUUAUUCCAAGUCCUCCGACCUAUAACAGCAAGUAUGGAUAUCUGAACUGGGAGUCCUUCUACAACCUGAGUUAUUACACCAGGAUCCUGCCUCCUGUACCUCAAGACUGUCCUUUGCCCAUGGGAACUAAAGGCAAAGCAGUUCUUCCUGAUCCCAAAGUGUUGGCUGAGCGUUUCUUUAAGAGGACCAAAUUUCGUCCAGACCCUCAGGGAGCCAAUCUGAUGCUUGUGUUCAUGGCCCAGCACUUCACGCACCAGUUUUUCAAGACAGACCAUAAAACUGGCAGCAGCUUCACCAAGGCUUUGGGACAUGGGGUAGAGUCUGGAAAUAUCUAUGGAGACAACCUCAUGCGACAGCUUCAACUCCGACUUCACAAAGAUGGAAAGCUAAAAUAUCAGUUAGUAAAUGGUGAGAUGUACCCUCCUACGGUGUCUGAGGUCCCUGUGCACAUGGUGUAUCCUGAAGGUAUCCCUCCAGAGCAGCGUCUGGCCAUUGGUCAGGAGACGUUUGGCAUCCUGCCGGGUCUCACCAUGUACGCCACCAUAUGGCUGAGAGAGCAUAACAGAGUCUGUGACAUCCUGAAGGCAGAACAUCCCACCUGGGAUGAUGAGCAGCUCUUCCAGACCACCAGGCUCAUCAUCAUCGGGGAGACAAUCCGCAUCAUAAUAGAAGAGUAUGUGCAGCAGCUGAGUGGUUACCUGCUGAAGCUGAAGUUUGAUCCUCCUAUGCUCUUCAACUCGCCUUUCCAGUACAGCAACCGCAUAGCUCUGGAGUUCUGCCAGCUCUACCACUGGCACCCACUGAUGCCUGACAGCUUCCUGAUCGACGGAGAUGAAAUCCAGUACUCCCAGUUUUUUUACAACACCUCCCUCAUCAUGCACUAUGGAAUGGAGAAGCUUGUGGAUGCCUUCUCUCGACAGCCUGCAGGACAGAUAGGUGGUGGCCGCAAUUCUCAUGAAGGCCUCCUGAUAGUCUCAGAAUUGGCAAUCAACGAGUCCAGAGAACAACGUUUGCAAUCCUUCAAUCAAUACAGGAAGAAGUUUAACCUCAAGCCAUACGCCUCUUUCUAUGAAUUCACUGAUGACUUAGAAAUGGCCAGAGGUCUGCAGGAGCUCUACGGCGACAUAGAUGCUUUGGAGUUUUACCCCGGCCUUCUUCUUGAAAAGGUACGUCCAGGCGCCAUAUUUGGUGAGAGCAUGAUGGAGAUUUGGGCACCUUUCUCCCUGAAAGGCCUGCUGGGAAACCCCAUCUGCUCGCCUGAGUACUGGAAGCCCAGCACCUUUGGGGGAGAGACAGGCUUCAGUAUUGUCAAAACGGCUACUUUGAAGAAACUGGUGUGCCUCAACACCAAGUGGUGUCCAUACGUGGACUUCCACAUUCCACGAAAUGAGGAGGAAGCAAAACCAAGAGAACCGUCCACUGAACUUUGA